CCUUCGGCGCUUUUGAUUGGCCGAGCCCAACACCAUCCCAGGGUGCUUUGUGGUAGCAGUUCUUUUCCGCUGGCCGUUCUCCUCCGGAGGAGGCCCGUAGGCAGCAGCCAUGGCGCCCAGCCGGAAUGGCAUGAUCCUGAAGCCCCACUUCCACAAGGACUGGCAGCGGCGCGUGGCCACGUGGUUCAACCAGCCGGCGCGGAAGAUCCGCAGACGCAAGGCCCGGCAAGCCAAGGCACGCCGCAUCGCCCCGCGCCCCGCGUCCGGACCCAUCCGGCCCAUCGUCAGGUGCCCCACGGUGCGGUAUCACACCAAAGUGCGAGCCGGCAGGGGCUUCAGCCUGGAGGAGCUGCGGGUGGCUGGCAUCCACAAGAAGGUGGCGCGGACCAUCGGGAUCUCCGUGGAUCCGAGACGGCGGAACAAGUCCACGGAGUCCCUGCAGGCCAACGUGCAGCGGCUGAAGGAGUACCGCUCCAAGCUGCUCCUGUUCCCGCGGAGGCCGGCAGCCCCCAAGAAGGGGGACAGCUCGGCCGAGGAACUCAAGCUGGCCACGCAGCUGACAGGACCGGUCAUGCCCAUACGGAACGUCUACAAGAAAGAGAAAGCCAGAGUCAUUACCGAGGAGGAGAAGAACUUCAAGGCGUUUGCCAGUCUUCGCAUGGCCCGUGCCCAUGCCCGGCUGUUUGGCAUCCGGGCCAAGAGGGCCAAAGAAGCUGCAGAACAGGAUGUGGAAAAGAAAAAAUAAAGCGCCGUUGGCAACUUGAGAUA
Lynx canadensis (Canada lynx) is the source of this 768-nucleotide messenger RNA. RefSeq names its product ribosomal protein L13 (gene RPL13). Gene Ontology annotation, biological process: translation. Lineage: Eukaryota; Metazoa; Chordata; Mammalia; Carnivora; Felidae. Gene Ontology annotation, molecular function: structural constituent of ribosome; RNA binding. Gene Ontology annotation, cellular component: ribosome; cytosolic large ribosomal subunit. The record is from RefSeq and is a predicted model, not a curated record. Bases 110 to 745 code for a protein of 211 amino acids. The transcript is spliced from 6 exons.